Molecule: messenger RNA, 870 nt
Organism: Trichophyton rubrum CBS 118892
Lineage: Eukaryota; Fungi; Ascomycota; Eurotiomycetes; Onygenales; Arthrodermataceae
Exons: 3
Coding region: 1-870 (289 amino acids)
Source: RefSeq, a predicted model, not a curated record
AUGAAAGGUGGCUCUGGUAACUUUGGAAUUGUUACCGCCUUUACUGUUAAGACUCAUACUCAAGACCCAGAGAUUUGGGGAGGCAGUAUGUUCUUUGACGGCAAUCACACCGAAAGCCUGACCCGAGCGAUCCGAGAUUUUGCAGAGUACAAUACCGAUGACAAGGCAUCGAUUAUUGGAACCGUCAAUCGCAACCCAUCAUUAAUUUGGGUCGUGUUCCUGACUUAUGAUGGGCCUUCUCCUCCUGAGGGCGUGUUCCGAAAUUUCACCCAGAUUCCGAAUAUUCGAAAUACUGUAAAGAAGCAAAGUUACCAUAGCCUAAUGCUUGCCAAUGAUGAAUAUAUUCGACAUGGCAACCGGUUCUCCAUUGGUGCUGAAACAAGCGUCAACCCAUCAGGCACACACGGCUACGAUAUCUUCAAGUCUUUUAUUGACCACUGGAACAAUGUCACGGACGAUUUCAUCGAUAUUCCCGGUAGUGCAAGCUCCCUCGCUCUCCAGCCAUUGCCACGAUCUAUCUCCACCAAAGCCAAGGAGUCAGGAGGCGAUAUUGCCGGGUUUGACCCGAGUUAUGACUACAUGCUAUUACAGAUUGCUGUCUCUUGGAACAGCUCGACGUCAGAUUCUGUAAUCGAGGAGGCUACUCGCAAGUAUUAUACUGUUCAAGGUGAAAUGAUCAAGCGAUUCACCAAUGAAGGCAAGCUGCCAAAGGCGUAUUGCCCCCUCUAUCUGAACGACCUCAACGCCAACCAAGACUUCUGGGGACGCGUGGCCCCUUCAACGAGGGAAAAGGCCCUAGCGGUCAGGCGUGCAGUUGACCCAACGUUAUUUUUCCAGAACAGAGUUACUGGUGGAUUCCGACUUGGCUAA